Molecule: messenger RNA, 822 nt
Organism: Chenopodium quinoa (quinoa)
Lineage: Eukaryota; Viridiplantae; Streptophyta; Magnoliopsida; Caryophyllales; Amaranthaceae
Exons: 2
Coding region: 1-822 (273 amino acids)
Source: RefSeq, a predicted model, not a curated record
AUGCCUAGUGGUUACUUGUUUUGUGAUGCAUGUGGAUCUUAUGAUCAUGACUCUUAUAAUUGCCCUCAUGCUUCUCCGGAAUGUGGUGAUGAUUUCGAUAAUAGUGAGAGUGAGCAUGUGAAUUAUGUGUCAAAUAAUAAUGUGCAAAGGACCAAUUUGGAGCAAAUAAUUGAAAAUCUAACCAAGUUGUUGAACACAUAUAUGGCCGUUAGUGACAAGAAGUUCAAUGAAAUGUUGACCCACAACAAAAUGCUCGAAAACCAAAUUUCUCAACUUGCUAGUGCUUUGAAAGACCAAGAAAGCCCUUCUUCUUUACCUUCUCAAGGCCUAGAUCCCAAGAAACCCGUGAAUGCUAUUGUUACAAGGAGUGGUAAGGUUCUUGAGGAGAGAUUGCCUAGGAGGAGUGAUAACAAGGAGGUCCCCAAGGAAGCUUUGGUUGUGAAUGAGGGAAGUAGAGCAUCUUUAGAUGAGGUUGUGGUUGAGACACCAAGAAUGGUGAGUGUAGAGAAAGAGAUUGUGAAACCCAAGCUCCCUUAUCCCAAAAAAUUCAUGAGACACAAAUUGGAUGAGCAAUUUGGGAGAUUUAUUGAUAUGCUCAAACAACUUCACCUUUCUCUACCUUUCACCGAUGUGGUCAACCAAAUGCCUAAUUAUGCCAAAUUCCUCAAAGACAUUUUGAGCGGAAAGAGGACUUGCGUUGUUGUGGAGACAAUCAAUUUGACUGAAAAUUGUAGUGCGAUCUUCAUGAACAAAAUGCCACCUAAGUUGAAAGACCCCGGAAACUUAUCCAUCCCUUGUGCUAUUAAAAAAAAUGCAAUUUGA